Psylliodes chrysocephalus is the source of this 2305-nucleotide messenger RNA. The record is from the annotation of a GenBank genome assembly. Lineage: Eukaryota; Metazoa; Arthropoda; Insecta; Coleoptera; Chrysomelidae.
CGAAACAGUUGUUCAAUCAUAAAGAUUUGUCAAUGUAUGUCAUUGUUUGUCAUUUUGAAUUCAAAUUUCUUGAAGAGGUUUUCUGAUGAUUCAAAAGUCGUGAUUUUAAAAGCAGUAUAUUAUUUUGAAUGAUCCGCCAUGUUUAUUAGAAGAAGAAUGCAUCGAUAUAGAAGAUGAACCUCGAAAUGUGAUGCCACUUUAAGCUAUAUCUACAUAUUCAUAUCGGUAUGAACAUAUCCAAGAAGAAAUCCCAGACUCAAUCGUCAGCAAUACCAAUGCACACAUAUCAGAAAUGUCCAUACAACUGUGAUACACGAGACCGUUAUCUGAUUUAAAGGUGUCAUUUUAUCAAAAAUGUUUACAUUCAAAUAUAGAUAAAAUUCAUUUUUUAAAGUGGGUAUCUCUAGUCAACGUGGAUUCGCUUAGUUUAGUCUUUAAUUUAACGAAAUGGGAGUGCUAUGGCGAAAGAGGUCGCUUCUGUUAAAGUUAGCAGUGAUAGUGAGUACCGCGUGGUUCACGAUAGCUUUUUUAUUUUAUACGGACAGUAGAGACUCUUCUUCGCGGUCAUCAGAAGAAAGGAUAGCACUGCCAUUAGAAGGUGGAAGAUAUCGGAACGAAGAUAAUGUACCAGAUCGGGUGGUACCGUUUAGGCCUGACGCGCAACGAGCUGAAGAAUCAUCGAAUUCCAUUGCGAAGAAAUUUGAUGACUAUAGUGGUGUGUUAGUACCUCCUAAUAAUGUCGCAGGAGAGAUGGGCAAGGCUGUUGUUUUACCAACGAAUUUAUCAGCUGAUAUCAAAAAAUUAGUCGAUGAAGGAUGGAUGAACAACGCAUUCAAUCAGUACGCGAGCGAUUUAAUGAGUGUUCAUAGAAGUUUGCCAGAUCCGAGAGACGAAUGGUGUAAAGCAGAAGGUCGUCUAUUAGACAACAGUAAACUUCCAUCUACUUCGGUAAUCAUUUGCUUCCACAACGAAGCGUGGUCGGUACUUCUCAGAACGGUACAUUCGGUUCUAGACAGAUCUCCUCGAAGCCUCAUCCACGAAGUUAUUCUCGUCGAUGAUUUUUCCGAUAUGCCGCACACCAAAAAACAGUUGGAAGAUUAUUGGAAAGACGAGCCCAAAGUAAAGGUAGUCAGAGCUUCUAAAAGGGAAGGUUUGAUUAGAGCUAGAUUGCUGGGGGCGACACGUGCUACGGGUUCAGUCCUCACGUACCUCGACUCGCAUUGUGAAUGCGCUACCGGAUGGUUGGAGCCUCUUCUAGACAGGAUAGCUAGAGAUUCAACCACGGUUGUAUGUCCUGUAAUCGACGUUAUCGACGACACUACAAUGGAGUACCACUACCACGAUAGUACCGGAGUCAAUGUAGGAGGUUUCGAUUGGAAUCUACAAUUCAAUUGGCAUGCCGUGCCCGAACAUGAAAAAAAGCGGCAUAAGAAUACCGCGGAACCGGUUUGGAGCCCUACGAUGGCCGGGGGGCUUUUUAGUAUCGAUAAGGCAUUUUUUGAAAAGCUGGGCACGUACGAUGACGGAUUCGAUAUUUGGGGUGGAGAAAAUCUGGAAUUAUCUUUCAAAACGUGGAUGUGCGGAGGUACAUUAGAAAUUAUACCUUGUUCGCAUGUCGGGCAUAUAUUUAGGAAAAGAUCGCCUUAUAAAUGGCGAAAAGGGGUGAACGUCCUAAGAAGGAAUUCCGUUCGAUUGGCUGAAGUUUGGCUCGACGAAUAUGCUAAAUACUAUUAUCAAAGGAUAGGAAACGACAAAGAUAAUUACGGUGACGUCAGCAAAAGGAAAGAACUGAGGAAAAACUUGGGUUGCAAGAGUUUCAAGUGGUAUUUGGAUAAUAUUUAUCCAGAACUGUUUAUACCAGGAGAAGCUGUAGCAAGCGGAGAGGUAAGAAACCUCGGUUAUGGCGGCAAAACUUGCCUCGAUUCGCCAGCCCGUCGAAGCGAUUUGCACAAAGCUGCCGGUCUUUACCCUUGUCAUAGACAAGGAGGAAACCAGUUCUGGUUGUACAGCAAAGUAGGAGAAAUUCGUCGCGACGAAUCGUGUCUGGAUUACAGUGGACAAGACGUAAUUCUUUAUCCGUGCCAUGGUAGUAAAGGAAAUCAAUAUUGGGAUUACGACAAUACGCUUAAGUUGCUGCGACACGGUAGUAGUGAAAAGUGCUUAGCCAUAAACGAAUCUAAAAAUAAACUGAUUAUGGAAAAGUGUAACCCCGAUUCUCAAAGACAGCAAUGGUCUUUAGAAAACUAUGAUAAAAUGAAAUUGUGAUUUUUUUGUUUUAUGUUAUUAAAUCUUUUGUUGUAUUUUU